CAUCUCUCUCUCCCGCGCGCGCUCUCUCUCUCUCUCUUUCUCUCUCGCGCGUUCAUCCGGACAGAUUCUUCUUCUCUCUCUCCAGUGGAUACUGCGGGGAACACACGGAUUGCCUGUAGGAUGGAUUGCUGAAACUCCCUUUGCGAGAUUAUCCAUUUAUUUCUUUUCAUUUCCCUCCCGCCACACUAUCUCGUCUCCAUCCAUCCAUCCAUGUGUCCGGACGGGUUCUGAUUCGGACAGAAUGCGGAUCCUGGUGUUGAUUCCGCUGCUGUGGGGACUCAGUGAAGGGGCUUUUCCCAGCAGUGUCCAAAUCGGUGGGUUGUUUAUAAGAAACACGGAUCAAGAGUAUACAGCUUUCCGCUUGGCCAUAUUUCUCCACAACACGAGUCCAAACGCCACGGAAGCCCCAUUCAACCUGGUUCCACACGUCGACAACAUCGAGACGGCCAACAGCUUUGCUGUCACCAAUGCCUUUUGUUCGCAGUAUUCCCGAGGAGUCUUCGCGAUAUUCGGCCUGUACGAUAAGCGCUCGGUUCACACGUUGACGUCGUUCUGCAGUGCGCUGCACAUCUCUCUGGUGACGCCCAGUUUCCCUGCGGAGGGCGAGACACAGUUCGUGCUGCAGCUGCGUCCGUCCAUCCGGGGGGCGCUACUGAGUCUUCUCGACCAUUACGACUGGAACCGAUUCGUAUUCCUGUACGACACAGACAGAGGAUACGCCAUCCUGCAGGCCAUAAUGGAGAAGGCGGGUCAAAACGGUUGGCAGGUUAGCGCCAUCUGCGUGGAGAACUUCAAUGACGCGAGUUACCGAAGGCUGCUGGAAGACCUGGACCGGCGACAGGAGAAGAAGUUCGUCAUCGACCUCGAGGCAGAGCGACUCCAGAACAUUCUAGAGCAGAUUGUGAGUGUGGGGAAACAUGUGAAAGGAUAUCACUACAUCAUCGCUAACCUGGGUUUUAAGGAUAUUUCUCUUGAGAGGUUUAUGCAUGGCGGGGCAAACGUAACUGGUUUCCAGUUGGUGGAUUUCAGCAAAGCAAUGGUGAUCAAACUAAUGCAACGCUGGAAUAAACUAGACCAGAGGGAGUAUCCAGGUUCUGAGAGCCCACCCAGGUACACAUCAUCAUUGACGUACGAUGGUGUGCUAGUGAUGGCGGAGGCGUUUCGAAAUCUGCGCAGACAGAAGAUCGACAUCUCUCGCAGAGGCAACGCUGGAGACUGCCUUGCCAACCCAGCUGCUCCUUGGAAUCAGGGCAUUGAUAUGGAACGAACUCUGAAACAGGUGAGAAUCCAGGGUCUCACUGGGAAUAUUCAGUUUGAUCAUUAUGGACGCAGAGUCAACUACACCAUGGAUGUCUUUGAGCUAAAGAGUAACGGCCCCCGCAAGAUCGGUUACUGGAACGACCUGGAUAAAUUGGUUCUGGUCCAGAAUGAGCUUUCGAUGGGCAACGACUCAGCUAUGGAGAACAGGACGGUUAUCGUCACGACUAUAAUGGCGAUGGAGAAUUUUACCUCUGCAGGAUCAUCAUCGUUUCCAUCACUGCUAAAGAAUCCGCUGUUCAGACACUGAGCAGAGAGAAGAGGACGAGACAACUGUGAGACAUCAGAGAUAGUGUAACCCCUCUCUCGCAUGAUUCAGCUGUUUUCAGACACUCCUUCAGCUGGGACUGCAGCGUUAAACAUUCAGUAACAUUCAUCCCACGUACCUGAGGUGCAAUGCCAAGGGUGUAAAAAGCAGCUUUGUGGGUAUUUCAUUUUGUCUUUUUGUGACUGCUUGGCCUUGCUUUAUGAAUUACACAGUUGGCAUUUAAAGGCAUCAUGAAAUCGAAACAAAUCUUAACAAAUGUCCCUGCUCUCAUUGUGCAUGAUACUAUAUUCUUAAAAAAUGUCUGAUUUUAUAAUAUUUAAGUGUAAUAACUUUCUCCGCCUAUGCAACCACUUUCUUGCUAACAUAAACAAGGUCACAUGGACAUUGAUACAAACCAGUAAUAGCAAUUAGGGAUGCACCGAUAUGAAAAUUUUGGCCGAUACCAAUAACCGAUAAUUCUUUAUAUUUGGAUGCCGACAACCGAUAUAUUGGCCGAUGAAUCUAAAUCCCAAUUUUUAUAUCAUUUUUGAGAGCCUGAUUACAAAAACAAAAGUCUCAUCAUUAAAAUCCACAUCCCAAACACGCAAUUAUAAUGUUCUCAUUAUAAUAUUAUGUAGCAUAUAUGACAAACGUGUGCUGCACAUGUUGUACUUUUCCUUUUUGAAGUGAUUUCAAUCAAACUUCAAACAAUUCAAAACCAUCAUGGUGAACAGUGUGAGUCUGAAGUGUCUCAGCUGAAGGAAAUAAUCCAUUAUUUAUCGACUUUCAUAUAUCAACCAAAUUUCUUAUUGGGCCGAUAACGAUAACAUUAAAAAUGAACAUAUAUCGACCGAUACUGAUAUUGUGGCCGACAUAUCGUGCAUCCCUAACAGCAAUGACCCAGAUGAAUAAAAUCAAGCCUUACCAUUAAUUAUUUCCCAAUGAUAUUCAGUUUUACUCAGAAAUAUUUAAUAUUACAGCAGUUAAAUAUAUAUAAAACCAGGAAUAUGUUAAAAACAAAAUGUUUUUUAUAUAUACAAAUGUUUCCACAAUUUAGUGCACGUUAUUCUAAAGAGAAAAAUGUUUUUAAAUCUUUUAUCUAAAUGUAAUAACUUUAUAGACUUUUCUGGUGACAUAAUCAUGGGUGGGAAAAAAUAAUAUUAACCAAUAAUAUCAUAGCAAAUGAUUCAAUCAAACCCUAUAACAUAAAAUAUUAUUCAUUCUAAAAUUAUGAAGUUAGAGCAUUAUGGCACGUUAUGGAUUUUACAUGCCUUUAAAUGUCCUGAAAAACAUCAGAGGAUUGUGUUUCAUGGAGGUCUGGUUACCUGAGAUGGUGUUUUCUGUGUUUAUGGAGACUGGAGGAUAAUCUUCAUCACAAUGAGGAGCACUGAUAUACUAUUAUAGUUUUUUUAAUAUUUUAAUUAGUUUAUUUUCUGUUAACAAUUUUUUAUUAUUUUAUUAUUAUUUCAACAAGUAACAAAAAUGUUUUUUAAUGGUUUUAGUUGUAGUUAAUGAUAAUAACCCUGGAGCAAACAGUCUCUUUCCCUGAAUUCAUGUGACAGUGGUAUGAUCCACUAACAAAAAUGCCCUGAAUGUUUGAAAUGCAAGCAUGUUAGACUGUUUGUAUAUUCAUCAGGAUCAUACAUCAUUCAAAAUUGAAUUGAGACUGCAUUCACACUGCAGGUCACAAUGCACAAUUCUGAUUUGUUGACGAUAGUUUACAUCAUCUUUUAAAAAGACCCAUAUCCGAUAUCUGCAUUUACACUAUACACUUGGGCUUGGCGAAACAACCCAAGGUACUGUAGACGUACUGACUCGGAAAAGCUUAGGCCGAAAAGGAAGUAAAAAUGGACUGAUUUGCAACGGAUGCAGAGCUUUUGCUUUCCACACCAUCUCUAAAGGUCAGCAAAACAUUGGGUUGAGCCUUCAUUCUCCAUUGCGUCACUGAAAAGAGUCAUGUGAUCGAGGUUGGUGUCCACCUGAGUUGGCAUCAUUCUCCACUGCCUUUUUUUCAGUGAAGUACGACUCGCAUUGACGGGAAUAUCCGAUCUAUUCGCUUACAUGGCGGACAAAAAUACAUGUAUCCAAUUCAUUUCAGAUUUAUUUCCACAUAUGAAUGAGGCCUGAAAACGAUCAGAGAAUAUCAGAAUCCAUGUGCUUUUUUCGUGGGUCAUAUCCAAUCUGUGCCGCGUGGGAGGAAAAAAAAAAAUCGGAAUUGGGUCAGUUGAACCAUGUAAUGUAAAUGCGGCCAUAAUGUCCAAUUUAAUUCUCUCCAAAACUCCUCAAGUACAUUAGUUAAAUGUUUGUGACACACCUUGUAGACUCUCUAUUCUAAAUACAGCCUACAGGAAGCAACCAGUGUACAGUGUCACCGUGACAGUAUUCCCAAAUAGUUUUUUACACCAAGUCACGGCCUUUACAAAGAAUAUAAAGGCCUGAUCUCUCUCGCUGUCUCUCACUCUCUCGCUUCUGGUGAGGAUUUCAUCCUUGGUUACACACAUAUUGGCUGCUGAAGUGUGUGUGUGUGUGUGUGUGUUGAUUAUCUGACUUAACUGCAGAAAACUAAACAGCUCUUCAACAAAAUCAACACAAGUUGCUCUCUGAGACGAAACGGCUUGAUUUAGAUUCUGUGCUGUUAGACUGAUGUAUUAAACUCUGUUGAAAAUGUAAAACAUGAAUUGAAAUUCACCUAUUUACUGUUAAGGGAUAGUUCACCCAAAAAUGAAAUGAAAAAUCUGUCAUCAUUUACUCAUUUAAGGUGUAUAAUUACUUGAGGGGGAGUAAAUGUAAGUAUAGCUACUUGAGGGGGAGUAAUUUAUACAAACCUGUAUACAUUUCUUUGUUCUGCUGAACACAAAGGAUGUUUGUAACCAAGCAGAUCCCGCCCCCGAUUGGCUACCAUAUGGUAGUCAAUUUUGCGCGAUAUCUGCUUGGUUACAAACAUUCUUCCAAAUAUCUUCCUUUGUGUUCAGCAGAACAAAGAAAUUUAUACAGGUUUGGAACAACUUGAGGGAGAAUAAAUUAAGACAGAAUUUUCAUUUUUGGGUGAACUAUCACUUUAACAAAACUUUUCCGACCUCUGAAACAGCUGUCCUUCUCAGCCGAUGUCAUUUAGGUUAAUAAUAUAUUAACCAAUAUCCAAUAUAUUAAUUAAAAUUCAUACCCUGUCAUUAAAAGGAAUAUUUCAAUUUAUUAAAACUUAUAGUAGGAAUCGUU
This is a messenger RNA of Ctenopharyngodon idella (grass carp), 4780 nucleotides long. RefSeq names its product glutamate receptor, ionotropic, AMPA 4a (gene gria4a). Lineage: Eukaryota; Metazoa; Chordata; Actinopteri; Cypriniformes; Xenocyprididae. Gene Ontology annotation, biological process: modulation of chemical synaptic transmission; monoatomic ion transport; synaptic transmission, glutamatergic. Bases 242 to 1567 code for a protein of 441 amino acids. Gene Ontology annotation, molecular function: transmitter-gated monoatomic ion channel activity involved in regulation of postsynaptic membrane potential; AMPA glutamate receptor activity. Gene Ontology annotation, cellular component: dendritic spine; postsynaptic membrane; AMPA glutamate receptor complex. The record is from RefSeq and is a predicted model, not a curated record. The transcript has 10 exons.